GGACUUGAAAAGGAGGUUAUCGUGAGAAACAAUAGACUAACCUUGACAAAGAUGUAAAUAAAUGAGAUUUUGUCAAAAAGUAUCACUAGAUAGUUUAGUUUGUGGAAAGUUUUAAUUGGUAGGCAAAAAAUGUAAAUACAUUUGUCCUCAUGCAAGUAAAUUUGUUUGUCAUUAUAAAGCAUCCAUCAACCUUAAGUAUGAACCUACACAAAUCUUUUGUCUCUUCUCUCAUUCUCUAUCUUCCUCAUUCUCACUCGCUCUAGUUCUAUCACUCUCCCUAUCCUCUCGAUCUCUCACUUUUGACGUUUCUGAUUUCUGCAUCACAGAGAAUUCAGUUUGAUGAUUAGACAUCUAAAACCCUACAUGGAGUCGUCUAGUGUCCAUCGCUCUCAUUGUUUCGAUAUUCUUGAUGGAGUCCCACUACAGGACGAUCAUUUCAGCUCGGCAUUCCUACCAAACACUGACUUCAAUGUCCAGUUGAAUUCCAUAUCGACCCGCAACAACAAUCAGUCUCACUUAGACCCAAAUGCAGAAAACAUUUUCCAUAAUGAAGGUCUAGCUCCAGAAGAAAGGAGGGCAAGAAGAAUGGUCUCUAACCGGGAAUCUGCAAGAAGGUCACGUAUGCGCAAAAAGAAGCAGAUCGAAGAGCUGCAACAACAAGUUGAACAGCUCAUGAUGUUGAAUCAUCACUUGCAUGAGAAAGUCAUCAACUUGUUGGAAAGCAACCACCAAAUCCUGCACGAGAACUCACAGCUGAAAGAGAAAGUCUCUUCCUUUCACUUGCUCAUGGCAGAUGUGUUAUUACCCAUGAGAAAUGCAGAGAGCAACAUCAAUGACCGCAAUGUGAAUUAUCUAAGAGGAGAAACUUCAAACCGUCCCACCAACAGUUCCUUUGUCUGUAGUACUAUGAUAGAUGUAUAUGUGACUAGUGACUAUUACACUAGCAAUUACUUGAAUUUGUAUGUAGAUAAUGGAUAACAACAAUGCAGUAGCUAUUAUUGUUUAAUAUCUACUUGUUUCACAUGAUUGGUCUAAAGAAGCAAAUCAACUUAAGCAAAAGGUUCAACAAACAUUGUUAACACCAAAAACA
This is a messenger RNA of Arabidopsis lyrata subsp. lyrata, 1090 nucleotides long. Its product is annotated as basic leucine zipper 43. The record is from RefSeq and is a predicted model, not a curated record. Gene Ontology annotation, molecular function: DNA-binding transcription factor activity. Lineage: Eukaryota; Viridiplantae; Streptophyta; Magnoliopsida; Brassicales; Brassicaceae. Gene Ontology annotation, biological process: regulation of DNA-templated transcription.